CCCCAACAUCCUCAGAACACCUCAUCAUCCUGUGGGACCCCAGAAAAUCUCCCAUUUCAAUUAAUACCCGUGCUCCCUUCCCUCCCCCCGCCUUCCCUCUCGCCAUCCUCGCUCCACUCUUCCCUAUACCUCCCUUUACUCCACUUCCUCUCCCGGAGUAUUUCCUUACUGCCGUGCUGGGCAUUCAACCUUCACAUAUACCUUUUUCUACAGUACUCCCACCUCACCUUGCCUCCCCCGCGUCACCGUGCGGUGCUUGAGUUAGCAAAGGAGACACUGUCGUCAUGGCUUCCCAGACCAAACAAGUCUUGUGGCCGUGCAUGAGCAAACGCCCUCCCUUCAAUCUCCAGGUGCCGGGUGUUGAGAAGAAAGAGGGAGAAGGAAUUCCCCGACGUCAUCCAGGCUCAAUUAACGGCCUCAGAUCGCGGCUGGAGCCGGAUAUCGCGACCACCUAUGACAUCGUUAAGAGAGGGGCUGCGAAGUUCGGUGACGCCAAAUGUUUGGGCUCUAGAACACUCGUCAAGCAACAUGAGGAGAUUAAAAUGUUGAAGAAAGCUGUCGAUGGCGUUGACCAGGAGGUUCCAAAAACUUGGAUUUACUAUGAAAUGUCCGGUUACAAGUUUUUGAGCUUCAAAGAGUACUUGGAAAGAGUUAACAUAAUCGGUGCGGGGCUGAAAGCUUUGGGGCUGGGGAAGGGUGAGAAAGUACAAAUUUUUGCUGCUACCAGGCAAGUUUCAAUAUCCCGGGACUUCAGGUGCGCUUCUCAGUCGCUACCAAUUGUCACCGCCUACGAUACCCUGGGCGAGUCUGGCCUCACACACUCACUUGUUCAGACGGAAGCGAAGGCCAUAUUCUUGGAUUCACAACUUCUUCCUCGACUCGUCAGCCCACUUAAGGAGGCUACCCGGGUGAGAUAUGUUAUCUACAACAGUGACCAACAGGUCAAGCAGGAGCACAUCGAUAAACUAAAAGAGGCCCAUGAGCGUUUGCGGAUCAUCAGCAUUGAUGAACUUGUGAAGCUUGGACAAGAAAAUCCUAUCGAGCCUGACCCAUCUGGGCCCGAGGAUCUUUUUGGUAUCAUGUAUACCUCGGGAUCCACUGGAACACCCAAGGGCGUCCCUCUUCUCCAGAAGAAUGUAAUUGCAGGCGUUACUGGUGUUACCGUUAUUACUCAACCAUAUAUCGGUCCUGGUGAUUGUCUAUUGACUUUCUUACCCCUCGCCCACAUCUUUGAGCUUGUAUUUGAGAACGCCUGUAUUUUCUGGGGAGGAACUAUGGGCUAUGGAAGCGCCAAGACCAUUUCCGAUAGAUCUGUGAGGAAUUGUAAGGGCGACAUCCAGGAGUUCAGACCCACUGUUCUAGUUGGUGUGCCGGCUGUGUGGGAGACAAUUAAGAAGGGAAUUAUGGACCAGGUUUCCAAACAGUCUGCGUUGGCUCAAAAGCUCUUUUGGGGGGCUCUAGCCCUGAAGAGCUUCCUGCUCCAGAGCGGCAUUCCCGGAACUGCAGUGUUAGAUGCGGUUGUCUUUAAGAAGAUCAAGGCUGCUACUGGUGGGAGGUUGAAGAUAUGCAUGAGUGGAGGCGGUCCGAUUGCCAAGGAAACCCAGCAUUUCAUCAGUAUGGUGCUCUGUCCUAUGAUUAUUGGUUAUGGUUUGACCGAGACCUCGGCUAUGGGUGCUCUCAUGGAUCCUGCUGAGUGGAACGUCAAUAGUAUCGGAACGGUUCCCGCAAGUGUCGAGAUCAAGCUUGUUGACUUCCCUGAUGCGGGAUACUUUACAACCAACGAGCCCGAACAAGGUGAGAUUUGGAUUCGCGGUGAGUCCGUGGCCACAUCCUAUUUCAACAAUGAGGAGGAGAGUAAAGAGGCUUUUGAGGGCGGAUGGUUUAAGACCGGAGACAUCGGUGAAUGGGACAAAAAUGGUCAUCUCAAGAUUAUCGACCGUAAGAAGAAUUUGGUCAAGACUUCUAACGGAGAAUACAUUGCUCUUGAAAAAUUGGAAUCUGUCUACCGCGCUUGUCCUCUGGUAGCCAACAUCUGUGUCUAUGCAGACCGGAACAGGACAAAACCAGUCGCGCUUAUUGUUCCUGUUGAGGGCCCACUCAGGAGGCUUGCUGCUGAGGCCGGUGUCGAUGGCGAGCUUGAGGAGCUUGUUCACAAUGAUAGGGUUAGGGUGGCUGUUCUGAGAGAUCUCAUUGCCGUAGGAAGAAGGGGUGGUCUUGCUGGUAUUGAGCUGGUCGAGGGAGUGGUCCUCACUGAGGAAGAAUGGACGCCCCAAAACAACUUGGUUACCAGUGCACACAAGUUGAACCGCCGGGGUAUCCUAGAGAAGUACAGGGAGGAGGUAGAUCGUGCGUAUCGAGCAGUAUAAUUGAUUGAGGUUUAUUCUGGCUAUGGCCGGAGAGGGUGUGUUUCACAUUAUAUGAAUAAUUGAGGGUUCCUCUAUUUGUUUCUCAUUUUA
Molecule: messenger RNA, 2456 nt
Organism: Tuber melanosporum (Perigord truffle)
Lineage: Eukaryota; Fungi; Ascomycota; Pezizomycetes; Pezizales; Tuberaceae
Exons: 6
Coding region: 285-2366 (693 amino acids)
Biological process (GO): long-chain fatty-acyl-CoA metabolic process; long-chain fatty acid metabolic process
Cellular component (GO): endoplasmic reticulum; plasma membrane; lipid droplet
Molecular function (GO): long-chain fatty acid-CoA ligase activity
Source: RefSeq, a predicted model, not a curated record